UUCUGAUAAGUAUCAAAAUUUAAUAAUUUAAUAAGUAACUUUCUUCAUUACUCCAUUAGGAACCAAAAAUCCCAUUUGAAUUGACUUGCCAUUUCCAUGGUAAUGGAACAUGUAAGGACAAGAAAUAGAACUCUAAACAAGAAUAGCCAAACAAGAAGGAAUAAAAGUAUCUUGUUUGAUUACUUCUAGCAUUAGGGCAACUAUUGUUGCACUAAUAAAUGAAAUAAACAAUUUUCACCAUCAGUUGCCACAACACAUUCUACUUUACAUUACCAAGCCCAGCUAUAGGGAUUUUCUAGCAAACACGCUAAAAUUUAGAAAUGCUUUUCCCUUUUCACUCCACUUUUCUCUUAGCCAUUUACCCUUGCAGGCAUUAUUUGCCCUGCGAUCAGAUAUUAUUUUUGUGCUCAUUAUUUAUAAUGAUAAACAAAAUAAUAUUGCAAUAAUCUGAGGUGCAUUAAAAUUUUGCUUUUACUAGUCAUGCAUGAAAGCUGGGCACGUGCUGAAGCCACUCAAGGCCUCAGCACUAUAAAUAGUGCUCUAUUGUUAGUGGAUAAAAGACGAAACAAGUCUCCCAGCACUGGAGCACAGGAUCCUGUAUUAAAUGUUAAGCUUUGCCUGUUCUAAAAGUGAAGGGCGACAUCCACCAAUAGACUAGUCUGUGGGUGAGACAUACGGCUGGGAAAGGCUCACUCUGACUCUGCAGCUUCCCAAGGCAGCAGGAGUAGCAGCUGAUCUUUCUGCCUCAGCCAUGGCAGAAGCUGUUAUAAGACACUGGGUGGAAACUCCUGUACGCUACCAGGAGCAGUUUGCUGACCAAGAGCUGGAAACACACAAACUGAACCACCUUUUAUAUGCUUUGCCGGGCCCUGCUACAGCAGCACUGAGCAACCAAAGAUGCACCACAGAAAGCACGACUGGGGCAGGGGAGAGUGGCCAGGAGGAGGAAAACACACACUUCCAGGUCUUGCUGGAUGUUGUGCAGUUCCGUCCCGAAGAUAUCAUUAUCCAGACUUUCGAAGGCUGGCUCCUGAUUAAAGCUCAACACGGACCCAGGAUGGAUGAACACGGUUUCAUAUCCAGAAGCUUUACCAGACAGUACAAAUUACCUGACGGGGUGGAGAACAAAGACUUGUCUGCACUUUUCUGCCAUGAUGGCAUUUUGGUUGUUGAAAUGAAGAACUUGGUGGGAAAGAAUUAGAACCUUGUCUGUAGUAAUUGGUGAGAUAAAAUCAUUCUUAAUUAAUAUAACAAAGUAAUAUCAUUCAUGCAUCGCUGUAGAGUGUGGUAAGCAUGUGGCUGUAUUUAUAUUACAGUAAAGGAAAGCCUUUGCAUAUGUUUUUCAGUAUGCUGAGUUUAUUGUUUGAUGUGAAUGUUAGACUGCUUGCCUCCAGCUACAUAUAUGUUGGAAAUCCAGGCUGUCUGAAGAGUAGCAAACUUAGGCUAGUCUCAGCAGGAGAAAAAAAAUCUAUUUUAUAAUACAUUAAAAAUAAAGUAUAUUUUUGAAUUAAGUAAGAGGAGUUGUAUUUCUAAAGAAAUAAGCAUUUGUCAUACAUAGUCAUAAAGAUUAAAGAAGCAAUAGACAAGUUGUAAGUUAGUUUUGAGUUGUGGGCAAUAGACAAGUUAUGGAAAUUUAAUUUAAGUAGCAAAAAAGGUGCUUUCUAAUUUUUGAAAUCAAAUUCUUCUCUUUGGAAAAGCAUACAAACUGAAAAAUACUAUCAAGAAAAAAAUCUCUAUUUCCACAGUUCAAGCUUGUAUACCAAAAUAAGUCUUGAGAGACUAUUUUUUAGAAGUGUAUUGCAUAUUUGAAACUAUAA
Lepidothrix coronata (blue-crowned manakin) is the source of this 1817-nucleotide messenger RNA. It is a transcript of the gene HSPB3, whose product is annotated as heat shock protein family B (small) member 3. The coding region runs from base 752 to 1201 and encodes 149 amino acids. Lineage: Eukaryota; Metazoa; Chordata; Aves; Passeriformes; Pipridae. The record is from RefSeq and is a predicted model, not a curated record. Gene Ontology annotation, cellular component: cytoplasm; nuclear speck. The transcript has a single exon.